CCAAAGAUGCCGGCCUCGGCCGCGCGGCCCCGCCCGGGCCCCGGGCCGCCUCCCGGCUCGCAUUUCCCGCUGAUGCUGUUGGCGGUGCUGAGCGGCCCGGUGUCCGGUCGCGUUCCCCGCUCGGUGCCCAGGACCUCGCUUCCCAUCUCCGAGGCUGACACUUACCUUACCCGGUUCACCGUCCCUCAGACAUACAAUUACUCUGUUCUCCUUGUGGAUCCUGCUUCCCAUACACUUUAUGUCGGCGCCCGGGACGCCAUCUUCGCUUUAUCUCUGCCCUUCUCAGGGGAGAGACCUCGAAGGAUUGACUGGAUGGUGCCUGAGGCCCACAGACAGAACUGUAGGAAGAAAGGCAAGAAGGAGGCCGUGUCCAGUUUCCAGCAGGUUGAAAGAAUUGAGAGUGGCCGGGGGAAAUGUCCUUUUGAGCCAGCUCAGCGGUCAGCAGCUGUAAUGGCUGGGGGGGUUCUCUAUGCUGCCACUGUGAAAAACUACCUGGGGACGGAGCCGAUUAUCUCCCGGGCUGUGGGCCGUGCUGAGGAUUGGAUUCGGACAGAGACCUUGCCAUCCUGGCUUAACGCUCCAGCCUUUGUCGCAGCCGUGGCCUUGAGGCCAGCUGAGUGGGGGGAUGAAGACGGAGACAAGGAAAUCUACUUCUUCUUUACGGAGACUUCUCGAGCAUUUGACUCAUACGAGCGCCUUAAAGUUCCUCGGGUGGCCCGUGUGUGUGCGGGGGACCUUGGGGGCCGGAAGACCCUCCAGCAGAGGUGGACGACCUUUCUGAAAGCUGACCUGCUGUGUCCAGGGCCUGAAGAUGGCCGGGCCUCUAGUGUCCUGCAGGACAUGGCUAUUCUUCGACCUGAGACUGGAGUGGGGGCCCCCAUCUUUUAUGGCAUCUUUUCCUCCCAGUGGGAGGGCGCUGCCAUCUCGGCUGUCUGUGCCUUCCGACCACAAGACAUUCGGACAGUGCUGAAUGGUCCCUUCAGAGAGCUGAAACAUGACUGCAACAGGGGACUGCCUGUCAUGGACAAUGAUGUACCCCAGCCCAGACCUGGAGAGUGCAUCGCUAAUAACAUGAAACUCCAGCAGUUUGGCUCGUCACUCUCCCUGCCUGACCGUGUGCUCACCUUCAUCCGGGAUCACCCCCUCAUGGACAGGCCAGUGCUUCCAGCUGAUGGCCACUCCCUGCUGGUCACUACCGAUACAGUCUAUCUCAGAGUUGUGGCCCACAGGGUGGCCAGCCUCUCAGGGAAAGAGUAUGAUGUGCUCUACCUGGGGACAGAGGAUGGACACCUCCACAGAGCUGUGCGGAUUGGAGCCAAGCUCAGCGUCCUUGAGGAUCUGGCCUUAUUCCCAGAGCCACAGCCAGUUGAGAAUAUGAAAUUGUAUCAAAGCUGGCUUCUGGUUGGGUCCCGUACUGAGGUAACACAAGUGAACACAACCAACUGUGGACGUCUCCAGAGCUGCUCAGAGUGCAUCCUGGCCCAAGACCCUGUCUGUGCCUGGAGCUUCCGGCUAGAUGCGUGUGUGGCCCAUGCUGGGGAGCAUGGAGGGCUGGUCCAAGACAUAGAGUCAGCGGAUGUCUCUUCUUUGUGUCCUAAAGAGCCUGGAGAACACCCAGUAGUGUUUGAAGUUCCUGUGGCUACAGCUGCGCAUGUGGUCUUGCCAUGUUCCCCAAGCUCAGCCUGGGCAUCCUGUGUGUGGCACCAGCCCAGUGGAGUGACUGCUUUUACCCCCCGGAGGGAUGGGCUAGAGGUGGUGGUAACCCCAGGGGCCAUGGGUGCUUAUGCUUGUGAAUGUCAGGAGGGUGGGGCAGCCCGCGUGGUAGCAGCUUAUAGCUUGGUAUGGGGCAGCCAUCAGGGCCCCUCAGGCCGGGCCCACACUGUGGGGGCUGGACUGGCUGGCUUCUUUCUGGGGGUUCUUGCAGCAUCUCUGACUCUCCUCCUGAUUGGUCGACGUCAGCAGCGACGGCGACAGAGGGAACUUCUGGCUAGAGACAAGGUGGGCUUGGACCUGGGGGCGCCGCCAUCUGGGACCACAAGCUACAGCCAGGAUCCUCCCUCUCCCUCUCCUGAAGAUGAGCGGCUGCCCCUGGCUCUAGGCAAGAGGGGCAGUGGCUUUGGUGGCUUCCCUCCACCUUUUCUGCUUGAUCCUUGCCCGAGCCCAGCCCAUAUUCGGUUAACUGGGGCUCCUCUGGCCACGUGUGAUGAAACAUCCAUCUAGGGCGGGCAAAUGACCACUAGUGCAUGAGUGGCCACUGGAAUGGAGUGAUUAUUGAGAUGUUGGGGUCACUGGGCCUGGAAGACCAUCAUGGCCUCUGACUUCUCUUUGGCCUUUGAGUGAUCACUUGACUUCACUGUCAGCCAUCUCUGGGCCUAGAUGUGCUCCAGGCCAGGCCUUUGUCUGAGUCCUGAUUCCUGCUUCCUGAUUCCCAUGAGAGAUCAGAACUUCUCUCUGCAGUGAAUCAGGACGUUUCCCACCCCUGCUCUCUGAACCCUGGUGACCCCUUCAGUCCUGGCCCAUUAUUUUGGGCCCAUAAAUUUGGAGAGGGGCAUAGGACAUAGCUAUGACUUUGCCUUCUGGUUUUACCCUGGCCAGAAGGAGGAGCUAUGGAGGCAAUUGGAAGCUAAUGUGCACUGAGCCCUUGGAGUGGUUUUGCUGAUUCUUCCAGUUAGUCUAAUUCUCUGUGGAGAGUGCAUGAUCUCCCUCCACCCCACUUUUCCUUCUUCCAUGAAAGCAUGUGUAUAUAUGAGUGUUCAUAGGACACCUGCCAAAUGUGCAUGAAUGACUGGGCCAUUGCUCAGGUGUAUUCAUCGGGGGUAAGGAGGGGGAAGAUUGGGAGGGGGGAGUUGACCCUAUAGCCAGUGAAGGAAUGGCUUUCUAAAAGAAAAUAAACAACUGCCCCCACUCCCCCAAUCACUUCUCACAACCCUUCUCUUGAGUUGAGAAAAACUCCCAAAAAGGCCUUCUGGGUGGGAAGGGUAGCAGUACAUGUGACCCCAUAUUUCUGUUUGUUUUUGCCUCCUGGCUGCCACCACUGCCAUGCUCUCUUCCUCUGGCUGGAGUGCAGGCUGGACCCCCUUUCCUUGGCUCCCAUUAAAAAUAAAUUUCACAACAUUCUAAAUAUUAGGGAACAACAAAAGGGGAACAGUCAUAGGAAAUGCAAGCAGUGUAAAGAUAAGUUUGUAUCAGUGACUUUACUCAGGUUGACACCCUUGCCCUAAAGCAGUUAGUUCUCCAGUGGGGGUCCAUGGACUCCCUGAACUCGUAUGCAAAAUGUUGUCUGUGUAUGUGUGUCUGUGUUUUUCUGGGGAGAUGUUUUAUGGCUUUCAUCAGAUUCUCAAGGCCUUAACAAAGUUAAAGGACCACUACCCCCAAGUCAUGACACCGUUGGCCAAGCUGAGAUGGUGCCACUCAGCAGCAGCUCUUCUGCCCCGGCCCACCUGCUCUGUGGCCAGGCCCUGGACUUGCAGCUCCUGGAUGCCGUCUCAUUUCUCCAGACCCUGGAAGCUGGGCUCUGUGCAUAUUUGAAGACACUAUCAACUCUCACUAAACUUAAAGACUUCUUCCUGCUUCACAGCUCGCAGAUGCUUUAGGCUUCUCCUGCUCGGUUCUGGUCUUGGCCUGUAAAUGUGCCUCAUUCAUCCCUGGUGAGGGAUUUUCCCUCCACCUCCCUUGAGCUCCAAUGAAUGAUCCAGCCCUUCCCAGUUGAAGUUUUCAGCUCUACUUUCCUUGGCGGCAGCCUGUGAAUCACCCAAAAGAGUCCCCUUGGGUUUGGACUUAUCAGUGGCUAUGCCCUAAUAAGUGUAUGAUCUUCAGCAAGUAAUGUAACCUAGGAACAUUGGUUUACUCAUCUGUAAAGUGGGGAUAAUAAUACCUACCUCAAGGUUGCUACAAGGAUUAAAUGAGAACAUGUCAACAAUAAAGCACUAUCUA
Eptesicus fuscus (big brown bat) is the source of this 3933-nucleotide messenger RNA. It is a transcript of the gene SEMA4F, whose product is annotated as ssemaphorin 4F. Bases 7 to 2220 code for a protein of 737 amino acids. Gene Ontology annotation, molecular function: semaphorin receptor binding; chemorepellent activity. NCBI's taxonomy places the organism in Eukaryota, Metazoa, Chordata, Mammalia, Chiroptera, Vespertilionidae. The transcript has 13 exons. Gene Ontology annotation, biological process: neural crest cell migration; semaphorin-plexin signaling pathway; negative regulation of axon extension involved in axon guidance. The record is from RefSeq and is a predicted model, not a curated record.